AUGGCGCUUCCCCCAAUAGCCAAGGCAACCUUACAGGCCGCAGUGAUCAAUGCCGGUUCCAACGUCUUAGCGCAGGCCAUCGGCGCCUACAAAGAUGAAAGACCCUUUGAGCUUGACAGCCAAGCACUUCUCCAGUUCACAACGUCCGCAUUCAUUCUCUCGCCCCUAACCUUCCUCUGGCUCGAAGGACUCGAGGCCAGGUUCCCCGGUCAGAAGGUGGUCCAGGCACCAAAGGCCAAAACGGAGGGUGCUGCAGGGGCGCAGACCAAACUGAACGUGACCAACACCGUGUUGAAGAUCGUCAUCGACCAGGUGGUGGGCGGUGCCUGGAACACUGUCGCCUUCAUUACGACGAUGGGGCUCCUGCGUGGUCAGAACUGGGAGACGAUCACGCUGCAGAUUCAAAAUGAUUUCUGGCCUAUCCUGGUCGCCGGUUUCAAACUCUGGCCCUUUGUGUCAGUCUUGAACUUCACGGUGGUACCAGUUGAUAAGCGACUGCUUGUUGGGAGUCUGUUUGGUGUUAUCUGGGCGGUUUAUCUUAGUCUUAUGUCUGGUUAG
Messenger RNA from Aspergillus aculeatus ATCC 16872, 558 nucleotides. RefSeq names its product Mpv17/PMP22 family protein. NCBI's taxonomy places the organism in Eukaryota, Fungi, Ascomycota, Eurotiomycetes, Eurotiales, Aspergillaceae. The record is from RefSeq and is a predicted model, not a curated record. Gene Ontology annotation, cellular component: cytoplasm; membrane. The coding region runs from base 1 to 558 and encodes 185 amino acids. The transcript is spliced from 3 exons.